AUGCCUUUGCCGCCAGUCAAGAAGGCUUGCGAUGCGUGUCAUAGGCGUAAAGUCCGUUGCUCUGGAGGUCUGCCAUGCAAGAAUUGCGGCUCAGCGAACCUGCAAUGUACUUACCUAGCAAUUCCCCAGAAGAAGGGUCCUAAAGGUUCAAGAGCGAAGGUCAUUUCAGAAAUACGUGAUACUCAGAUACCAAAAUCGAUUUCAGAAACACCAACACCUCCUUCACCUAUCCAGAGCUCAACAUCGGCGCCAGCACUAGCACCAACACCAACGGCAUACAGCCAUGAAGCUGAAGACAAUCCCUUCGAUUUCAACACGCCACCCAUGUCACCAGCGGACAAUGUUCGAAACUUGGAUCUCUUGUCUACACCAACUGUUGAAAGUUGUAUUAGUUUCUUCUUUAACCAUCUUUAUCCUACCAUGCCAAUAUUCAGCCGGCAAUACCUGAGCCGGCUGGUUGCCGAGUAUCGCCACGGUCCACCAGAGGUCUACUGCUUGGCACUUUCUCUGUGCUCGUUUAUCCUUGUACAGCCAGGCAUGUCUUUCAAGGGUAUGCCGAUGCCAGCCAGCUAUGAGGAGAAUCCAGCAGCUUCUCGAUAUCGUCUAGCUAACUUGCUCUUGAGAGAAGUGCACAGAAUGCGCAAGGGUAUCGACUAUAUCGACAACCCUACGUUACUUUCAGUGCAGGCCUCGUUCUUCAUGUUCGCCUCUUAUUUCGGUCUAGAGAAAGCCAAUGCUGCUUGGUACCAUCUCAGAGAAGCGACAACAUUGGCUCAUAUGCUAGGCAUGAACGAAGAAGCAACAUACAAGGUUGGUGACCCCGAGGAGAACAAGAGAAAUCGUCGUUUCUACUGGCUAGUCCUUGUCACCGAGCGUGCAUUUUGCCUCCACAGACAUAAACCAUUGUCUAUGUUGGCCACGAUCGAGCUACCGAUAGUUGAUGUGAACUCACCUGACGCGCCGAUCUUGCAUGGUUUUCUAUAUUUAGCCUCACUGUUUCGCCUGAUUGAUGACGAGUUUAUGGUACUCUGGAACAAAGCAAAAACAGAGUGCACACCUUCCUAUCUUUCCAGGCUGCAGAAUCAGCUCGUUGAUGCUCUACCACGAGUACUACUAUGUACAGAAAACCAGGCCGCUGAUGUCAAAAUUACACAGCAUUGGUUGAGGUGUAUGGUGUGGCAGCUGUCUAUAUCAAACGGCUAUCUUAGCUCUAGUAGCUCUGAUCUUGCGAUGUCUUUCAGAUAUCCAAUAGAGAUUGCAAAAGACCUGAUACAAGAUGUCAACAGCAUGAAUAUCGAGGCUAUGGAAGUGCACGGCGUUGGUCUAAUCGAAAAACUAUUCGAUAUGUCCUGCACUCUAUCCGAUGUGAUUGCCUACGUGCCUAUCGAGCAGACUAUCAGUGAAGCACAACAACCACAAAACUGCUUGAACCACCUAUUGAACCUAAUAUCGCGACUACGAGGCGGGGCAUCCCGUUACGUCCCAAUGCUAAUGGCCAAGGUCUCCGAGAACUUACAUCAUCUAUCCAACCCCUUGGCCCACUUACCACAAACCCUCGAUGCAUUCAUGCAAGAUAGUCCUAGCACGCAAUCAAGCCCUCAAGACACGGACAACAGAUCACGAUUGAAAGCCCCACCACAACACAUACAGAUACCAUCUCCAGCACAAUCAACUUCCCUCUCAGGGAGGCCGACAUCUCACACUGAUGGAGUGUCUACACCUCAAUCGCAGCAAAAUCAAGAACGCCUUAUGUUCGAGACUUACAGCCCAAGUAUUGCGAACCACAAUGACGCGACUAUGACUCCUCCAAUAUAUGGCAUGCCUGAAACGCCGCAAUCGCAGUUUGCGCCCUCGUUCGCCAUUAACCAGCAUGCCUUACCAAGAAGUGUUCCACCAAAUACCAAGUCCGUCGACCGAGAGGUGAUAUGGCACGGAUAUUGCGCUUGA
Messenger RNA from Lithohypha guttulata, 1947 nucleotides. RefSeq lists its product as uncharacterized. Bases 1 to 1947 code for a protein of 648 amino acids. The transcript is spliced from 2 exons. Gene Ontology annotation, molecular function: DNA binding; DNA-binding transcription factor activity, RNA polymerase II-specific; zinc ion binding. Lineage: Eukaryota; Fungi; Ascomycota; Eurotiomycetes; Chaetothyriales; Trichomeriaceae. Gene Ontology annotation, biological process: regulation of DNA-templated transcription; DNA-templated transcription. The record is from RefSeq and is a predicted model, not a curated record.